This is a messenger RNA of Entrophospora candida, 1482 nucleotides long. Lineage: Eukaryota; Fungi; Glomeromycota; Glomeromycetes; Entrophosporales; Entrophosporaceae. The record is from the annotation of a GenBank genome assembly.
AUGUCCUCUCUUAAUAACGAACUUGCUGGUCUACAAGAUCUAAUCAAGUUAGAGAGACUAAAUGCGGAGUUUAAAAAUGAUGUGGAUGCACUCCACAAUAAAAUUAAACUUUCGCCAGAUAUACCCGACGAGGCCAAAAAUGAAAUCAUGAAAGGUUUUGAGGAAGCUAUGAAGAACGGCUAUACGAAAAUUGGUCAAUCAGUAGCUUGGGUAAAUAAUAAUGUUGUUUUAUCAUUUGAUAAAAAGUCUGUUACUAACGCCUCAAAUUCCACAGGCCACAACGGAAAGCUUAGCAAUCCAUACGGCCAAGAGAAAGAAGAGGAAGAAAGCAGAGAAAGACACGGAUAUGACAAUGAUCAACAUAAGUCAUCCAGACAAAGGGAAGACACAAAAGAUGAGGUAUUUGUUAAUAAUAUGUCUAAUAUAGAUAUCCCAAAAGAUAUCAUUAACAUAUUAAAUCGUGGUAGCAAUUUUCAAAUAUUGAAAAAAACCGCUAAAUUUAACUCUGUUGUUAACGAAUUAUCACAGAUAAUUUAUUUUUUAAUAAUAGAUACUACAAUUUCUAAACAUAAUAAAAAACUAUAUAAUUAUCGCACAAUUAAUAAAAAUAUUAACAAAUGCGUAGAAUUUUUGUUGAAUAAUAACUUGGUUGUAAGCCCAGCCGAUAAAAAUCUCGGCCUUACCAUAAUACCAAAAGAAUGGUAUAUAUCUGAGUUAAACAAAUAUAUACUGAAUACAAACGCGUUUGAGAAAAAAACGAUAGAUUGGUAUAGAGUAAUUGAUCAAUACAAAUGGAUUGAUGAAAGAUACGACGGACAAUAUAUACUUAAAUGGAAUCUAAAUAUCGAUAAUAAGGAUAAAAUUCCCAAAGUAUAUAUCUUGCCAAAAGUACAUAAAUGUCCAUCUUUUCCUAUUGAUAUUAAGCUAGUAAAAAGCAGAUAUAUCACCCCUAAUAUAGGAUGGAUAAACGAAAGAGCUAGUAAAUGGCUCGCAAAAGAAUUACAACCAUUACUAUCUAAAGUAGAUUGGGUAAUAGAAAGUUCAUUAGACUUUCAAAAUAAAUUACCCCCACUACAAUUUGUGGACACUGAUGUAGUAAUAUUUACAGCAGACGUAAAAGAUAUGUAUCCAUCCAUUACUAGAAACUUAGCACUUCAUGCAUUAAAUUAUGCACAAAACAUUCUUAGUAAUGACCCUACACAUCCAAAAUGGAAUGUAUAUAGAAAAACAUUACAAUGGAUAUUUAAUACCAGUUUUAUUGAAUAUAAGGGUGAUGCAUACAUUCAAAGAAAAGGUUUACCUAUGGGGAAUCCUGUAUCACCAAUCCUAGCUAAUCUAACAUUAGCAAUGGCAGAAUGUAAUGUAUUUACAACAGAAAUGAUAACAAAAAUAAAAAUAUACAGAUAUCUGGAUGAUAUCGUUGCAUUUGUUGAUAAUUCAUUUCUAGAUACAUACCCCAAUAGAAUUCUGGGAAAAAUAUAA